Toxotes jaculatrix (banded archerfish) is the source of this 1288-nucleotide messenger RNA. RefSeq lists its product as uncharacterized. Gene Ontology annotation, molecular function: DNA binding. The transcript is spliced from 7 exons. Bases 314 to 1012 code for a protein of 232 amino acids. NCBI's taxonomy places the organism in Eukaryota, Metazoa, Chordata, Actinopteri, Toxotidae. The record is from RefSeq and is a predicted model, not a curated record.
GAACCACUUCCCCGUACGGAGCGCGCGGGCUCGGCUCUUUCCUGACGUGGCGGGCCGCUAAAGGUCCCCCCGGUUCAUCCGUGGGCUGCGGCGAUUGGGCAGACUACCAGUUUGACAAUUUUGACAAAAAUGUAAAUACACAGGUGUUGGCGGCAUGGGGCGAGCGUGUGGUUUAUGUAAAUACAACAGAAGUGAAACCGCCUCAGUUUGCUCUGGUCUCUAAGACGCAAACAGUGUCCCCGAGGCGCAAUGUUUGGCAGAUAGUUGGAGAAAAAGACUUUGGAUUUUAAUACGAGGUGACAGCUGCGCAGUCAUGCCUCAGCUCACUGCCACCGCCGCGCUGCAGCUCGUGCUGCUGCUCUCCGCUGUGCCCGCGCAGUACUUCAUCUCCCGGUGGAGCGGCUCCACGGCGGUGCAGCGGUACCACGCGACUACACGGUUGCUUAGAAUUUGGAAAGAGUGGAGAACAUCAUACCUAAAUGGCACUGCAUGGAUGGACUGGGCAAACCAGCAGAUGUCCCAUGUCAAGUCUCUGGUUGGCCUGGGACAGGGAGACCAAGUGGUACACGAGUUGCCUCCCAUAGAGACCAUGCUUUAUGACAACGACCAGGGCUACUUUGGAGCGUCAAAGACAGUGCGCAGCCCUCGUCCUCCGUAUGUGUUCCUACGAGUCGGAGAAGUGGUGUUGGAGAGGAAGGGCCAUAUGGUUGGGGUGGUUGUGAGCUGGGACCCUGAACUGCGAGCCCCUUUAGAGUGGGUUAACAAGAUGUAUUCCAGCCCUGAGGACAUCACAGCAGAGAAGACGCCUCAUUACAAGGUACUGUUCAGCGGGCCUGGACCCUCCUCUCUGUUGGUUGCAUAUUUGCCUCAGACACAACUGGAGCGCAUCACUGGGAUGAGGCCGGACAUUCCCACCUUGGAGAAUUACUUCACACAUUUUGAUGGGGAGCGCUUCGUCAUGCAGCCCUGGCUCAGAGAGCUCUUCCCUGAGGAUGACGUGGAGAAUGCCUGACUGCUCGGUCUGAAAGAUCCACCCAACUGUUGAUUUCAUUUUCCUCCCUCUGCGGUGUCCUGUGGUCAGCUACUGACCUGGUAGUCACCUGGUAGCCUUGCGGAUCAAGGAUAAUCAUCAAACCCCUCCUUGCUGGGUGUCAAUGUGAGGAUGUCUUUUAGAGAUUUGGAGAAUGUUAAUACUGGGACAUAUGAAUGAAAUGUUGUGAUUAAGCCUAAUGAAGACUUUCAGCUAUUAGUUGUCCAACCUUUAUUUCUCUGAGAUGUACAAAUCUAC